Messenger RNA from Nymphalis io (European peacock), 15133 nucleotides. It is a transcript of the gene htt, whose product is annotated as huntingtin. The transcript is spliced from 43 exons. The record is from RefSeq and is a predicted model, not a curated record. Gene Ontology annotation, cellular component: nucleus; cytoplasm. The coding region runs from base 118 to 9348 and encodes 3076 amino acids. Lineage: Eukaryota; Metazoa; Arthropoda; Insecta; Lepidoptera; Nymphalidae.
CCCGUUUGUUUUGUUGCGUUUUUCUAUCACGGAAAUUCUAAUUUUUAGCUUACCAAGUUAUACCUUCAAUUAUGACUAAUUCGCCUUUCUCCUCUAUUUAGUGACGAAAAAGCAGUCAUGAACGUAUUAGAAAAGGCGGAGAAGGCGUUGGAAUAUUUAAAAAACACUGAAGGGCUUGUAAGAGGUCAUGAGCUACAGGCCGCAGCCGGAACAUUGGGGCGAUGCUUAGGGGCACUAGGAAGCCGGCAAAACUGUGCUCGGCAUUAUGCUAAUUUGCUGCAUACAGCAAUACCCACAUUACUAACUUUAGCUAGUAAUGAGAGUGCUGAAUUGCGAUUGCUUGGAGAUGAGGCAUUAAACAGGGCAGUAGCAGGUGGAUUUGCAUUUCAUUCAUACAAAACGAACAUUGUUUUGCAAAACCAAAUAGAUACUAAUAAAAAUGCAAGAUGGAUAAGAGCAGCCCUAUCACGAAUAUGUCUCGGCGAAUGCUGGCUUCGACCAGGCGUUGGCAAGAUUCGUUCACAAGCUCAGACACUGUUCCCUAAACUCAGCCAAAUUGUGAGACAGACGACGGAAAUACAACUCAUUGUGGAGGCAUUAGAGAAUAAUUUACCUCGAAUACUGAAUGGCUUGGCUGAAUAUACUACAGAUGAGGAAAUAUCAGAAUUGUCUAAGGCCCUGCUGACGCACGUGGAGAGCUCAGAGCCAGCUGUGCGUCGUGGUAUCGCAAACUGUAUCGCACAGUUGUGUUCGCACAGAGAGCCUUUACUCACUAACAUACUGUCUAAAACUUUUGAAACGCUGUGGCCGUUGGCGCAAGAUGACUCAGUGGUUAUCGGAUGGUUUUGCGUCAUCAAAGCUAUAUUUCAGAUAAACGAUAUAACGAAGUUUCGAGAAAAUGAUCUUUUCAGUGUUCAGGAUUUUUUGGAGCUCUAUCAGCUCUGCAUCCACUACAUCGAGCAGUCGACAACUGAACACAACAUACAAAACACAGUGAUAGAGUGUCUCUCUGUGUUGCUGUCGCAGGCCAGGGAUGAAUACAGACGGGCCUUGUUGGAAAGACAUCCCAGGCCAGUGUGUCUCGAUGAUAGACAGACAGAGAAAGGGCACCGAAGGAAUAUUAGCUACAGCAGCGCGCGCUCGGCCCGCUCGGCGGCGCCACUGGACUGCAAGGACACGGAGCUGUGCUUCAGCGGCGCGCUGCAGCUGGGCAGCGUGCUGCAGCUGCACCGCCCCAGCGCCAGCACCGACGACCUCGCUAUACAGACUCCGGAUUCACCAGAAAGCGAGUCCGAUAUCCAAAUGCCGGACACAGAACAGCUAUCCAAGGAGUUGUCAGAGAAGUUACAAGAUUACGAGGAUGAUGGGAUUGAUGAUGAUGUGAUCAUAACCCGUGACGGUGGUAUAAAGAUAAAUAUUGGUUCAUCAACGGAUGACGAGGUCCGGCUUAAAUAUUGCGCAAGACUUCUAACAUCCAAGUUUCUGCUCACUGGGAAUAAAGGAGGAAUUAUAUCUGAUAGAUUAGUCCGCGUGUCGGUGAAGUCUUCAGCACUAACCUGCCUCUCCGCGAUAGUGCAAGUGUACCCGCAAGCUAUCACAAUGUAUGUCGAUAAGGAUGCGGAUAUCAAGUUUCAGAACUACUCUGGUUCUUCAGAAGGAACAGAUUCGAAUCCGGAUCACAUAAAUGAAUUUAUAAUCGAAAGAAAUGUUUGUUACCAGGAUUCCAUAACGGAAUCGUUGAGUCAGGAACUCUUGAACUGCAGCACAGAGAGCCCUUCCCAGCUCAUAUUCAAAAAAGACAAAUCCCUUGAGAAGUCUACGGACAGUGAACUGAAGAGUUCCAAAGAUGUUCAGAGCGCUACACUCGAUAGUAAAGUCUUCGCCAAAGACUUAGUUGCUAGCGGUCUGAGCGCAGACAGCACCAAUCCCAAUAUGACAAACAGCAAUUUCACCACGAACUCAAAUAUGACGGGAAGUAUUGAUCAUAUAUCCACAGGAUACCCAAUGUCCAGCAGUGGGGAUGUAUUGUCUUCAAGCAUAGACUUGGACAUGAAAUUUGACCAUUUCGGUGAAUCGACUACGAAUUUAGACUCAAUAGAAUUAAAAGAGAGACGAGAGAAAAAAGAACUGAAACGUAUGGAAGAAGUCGAUAGUAGAGAUGUUCCGGAUAUCGAUAAUGGUAUCGAUAAAAGUGAUUUCGAAUUCCAGCACAUGUCCGAUGUGUUCUUGUUACUGGAGAGUCAUAAUGAUCCCCAAAUAAGGGGCUUAGUGAGGGUCUGUAUCGGGAACUACUUGGUGGCUGCGCUGGACCUCGCCCACGGUGAUUACAAAAGGUGGAGAGUUUAUAGUCUACUAUGUAAGGAAGUCAGUGAAUUUAUUAGUGUGGAAAAAUUGAUGGAUAUUGUUUUGAAAGGACUAUCGGAUGAGAUUCACUCGACGGUGAACCACACACUCUCGUCGCUGAUUGGCCUGUCGGCGGCUCUAAGCGAGAGUGUUCACUGGUGCCUGCUGAGCGAUGCGUUGAAUUCCCUCAUCAGCGUCCAAUACAACGGCUACUGGCUGUGUCGAGUCAAUCUAGCUAAGUUGUAUGAAGCGCUUCCGUAUCAAAAACUUUUCACAUUACAUCCAGAUUAUUUAUCUAGAAGUAAACUCGUAAUGGACGCCUUACUACAUUUGCUAGCUGAUCAGGAUCAGAAGGUUCGAACUGCAGCGGCACAGGCGAUAUCGAGUAUUGUACCAAAAAUUUAUCCACCAAGGCGCUCCACACCCGUCACAAUGAUGGCUCAAAUGUCUAAAGAAAACAGUAAAAUAUUCACAUUCGACUCACACAGACUAGCUUUGGACUUAGUCAGGGAUAUAUAUUUCUACAAUGAUCUACCCGAACAGUUGAAGGUUGGGAAAAUUCUAGAAAAUAAUGACAGCUUGAUGACGAUCGUCGGCGAGUUGGUCUCGAGAUUGAUGGCGUCGAAUUGUAAGAGUUAUUCACAAGGAUUACUAGAGGCAUUGAAAUUGAUAUGCCGUAUCUGGUCGCCCUGGAAGAACACGGAGGCAUAUUCAAGUCAGGGCAUAUUGGGCUACUGUCUUGACAGCCUGGACUAUUGCAAUGGUAACGUCAACGUGAGGACAAUGCUGCUCGAUAUAUGUCGCUUGGUCUAUCCAGUUGAAAUCCACAAUAUAAUGCGUAACAGGACGACAAAUAGAGAUAUAUUCGAACGCGAUACACAGGAAACGAAGGAGAAAUGGCAACAUUUGGAAAAUCAGAAAGUCGCCAAUUUAGCCGAGAAGUUCCUUCAAGUUACAUUGAAAAUGUUGAACGUGCUCGUUCAUUUGAUAGAGGAAGUUAAUCCUAAUGUACAUUUGAAUAAGAGUGGGAUUGCCUUACCCGGGAGCCCGGUUAGAAGGAAAACUCAAGAAUCAAUCCCCAGAAAGAAUAGUAUGCCAUCUGAGUCAGAUGAUAAAGGAUCUCUAAGAAAAAAGCCGCACACGGCCGCGACGAGUCUCAAAGCGAACUUCGCUGGACAUUUCUUCAAUGAUCCCUUCUACAUGAAGCUGUAUGAGAAUCUGAGGGCUACGUACUCUAAUCAUAAGAUAAAUCUAGAACCAAAGAGCAGCAUAUUUUACGAAUUUCUAUCAACGACGCUCAACUGCUUAGCGAUACAGCUGGAACUGUCGACAGAGAAGGAAUUCGGUCCAGUCACCGAAGAGGUCUUAUAUUACCUAAAAGUCUUAAUGCCCCUUUGCCCAGAACAAACGGUCUACUGUGUGACUCAGCUUUUAAAGUGUCUGUUCGGUACGAACAUGAUAAACCAAUACUCAGAUUUCAUGAAUGUCGCAACUAAGAACUUCACCGAUGAAAGCCCGAACUUCUUCCAAGAUGUAAUGUUGGUGAACUCCUUGAAGUUAAUCGAGGAUGAUAAGAGUAGUAUCAGCUCGAGUUCCAGCCAGAAACUGUCGCUGGACAGCAAGAAUCCGAGGAUGAUGGAUGAGAGACACCUCCUGAUUAUGUUGGAGAAUUUUUCAAAGAACCGCACGGACAGGAAGUGGAGUACUAAUAAGAAGGAGCUGGAAAGGUACAUUCGCUUGUUCGAACCUGUUGUCAUUCAGUCUUUAAAGAGUUACACAAUGCAGAAUGACAUUCCACUGCAGUGCGCGGUACUACGCCUGCUGUGUCAGCUGCUCGCUUUACGGGUGAACUACUGCAUGCUGGACAGUGAUCAAGUUUUCAUCGGAUUUCUAAUGAAGCAACUCGAUCUUGUCGAGCAGCAUGAAAUACCGCACUGCUGUGAGCUCGUUAACAGUAUUCUAUUGUUUUUGGUGCAACUAUCUUCGUCGAAACAUCACUCAAAACAAAUAAUUGAAAUACCAAAGUUGAUACAACUGUGCGACGGUCUGAUGGCGUCCGGGGCUCAAGACGAAUGUAUCGCUGGCCUGGAACCGGUUGCGGUCCGAGUGUUCAGCAACAUGGGGGGUGCUAGCACGUUGGGGAGGGCCCAGCAACAAGAAGCGCAGGCAACGAGAGAAGUUUUGUUUUAUAUGCUGCAGAAAACUAUGCACCAGCCUAAGGUAUUGAAUCUAGUGUCAUGUGUGCUCUCGCUAUCCCAAGAGCACCCAGAGAGUUACUACCGCUGGUCCGAGUUGGCCAGCGAUACGUUACUCAACUUGCUCAGCGAGAGAAGUGUGGAGUGCGAUUCUAUUCACGCGGUGGAGUCGUUGGAAACUCUGCUACAGUCUCUGUAUAGAGAUGUAUUGCUGGAACAGACACGGGUUGAGAUAAUCUUGAAGAUAUUGUUCAAAGCGCCACUGGAUCAAGAAACAACACCGAGGAAACUAAAACUUCGCUACUUAACAAUAAUAAUGGUGUUGUUACGCAAAGUCCUCGUUCUCAUACCGGAAAGCGAGAUAUUGCUAUCUAUUAAUUAUUUAAAAUCGACUUGCAUUUCGCCUCAAUCGAUAUUCUUCAACGUAAAACCAAACGUCGACCCGUUAAACGUUCAAAAUGUUAAUGAAAACUGCGCAAACCUGUCCCCGGAUGUGAUCCUAGUACGAUUCCUUUUUAAAACGUUGACAUUUGCGAUCAUUGAAAUGGAAGACUUUCAAGCGAAUAUCAACCUUGAGGAUGAUGAUGAUAAAGCUCAAAAUCGAUUGAUGUACUCUGUAUGUGUGAACAUCAUUAUACAGGCUAAACAUAUGCUUCAUUUGACGAAUGGCUGCCUGUUCCCUCUCACAGCUAAAACGGCUCAAACGAUCCUACACAAUGAGCAAAGCGGUCUGAACACGGGACUUUACAGUCCUGAGGAAAAUAUUCCUUUGGAUACGUUGAAUUUGAUAUGUUUGAGAUCUGCUCACCGACUGCCGCUGAUAACUGUACACUGGUCACAUCUGUUGAUAAGACUAAACUUCCUGUCUCAUAAGUACUGGCACAAGCUGAUCGGCUUCGCUCGCAACUUGCCGCUCAGUGCGGACAGCGGGGACACCGCGCUGCUGAGGGUCGACGUACUCCAGACGGCCUGCGUCAUGGCUUAUUGUGAAUACUUUAUAGACAACGGUCUGUCGGAAGCGGUCCACCUGACGUGGCUGCUGGUGAACCGCGUGCACGUCCUGGUGUCGCAGCUGGGCGAGCCGGCCGUGCGCGGGCUGCUGGCGCGCGUGCAGCGGGCGGCCGGCGCGUCGGCGCUGCUGCUGCAGGCCGUCGCCGCGAGGUGCCAGGCCUGCCUGAAGGAUGAAUUUGCACUGAACACACACAAAAUAUUGUCCCAGUGUCAUGAGAGUCAGUCGGGAGCAUUGGUCUUUUUAAUAUGUCGAAUUAUCGGUAAACUGGAACCAGCUAUCGGUGCUCGAUUCGCAAAACUGGCAAUAGACAGAUGUAAGUCAUUGAAGAGUAUGUCGCCAGAGAUAAUAAACUCUCAGCUUUCGAAAGAAGAUGUUCAAGUUGCGCUUGAAUUGUUGCAAAGGGACAAGGUUCAUAUCCGUUAUUCAAAUUUGGUAGUGGAAUUAAACGGACUGGCAUCCAGCGUGUUUGAUCUGUCACCGUUGGAUCUCUCUCAGGACAGGGCGAUCAAUCCCCAUUACAUCAUCACGAGCAACGUAGACAGCUGCUGGUUACUUAACCAGGUCAAAAGCAGAUGCUGUCAAACGGAUUGUAACAUUCCGAAAGUACCGAAGUAUAACGAUUUGGCGCUACUGCUAUUAAACCUUUCCCAAGAAGAUCUAAAAGCCAUAAUGUCCUAUCCGGAGUUUGACAGGAAAAUAUUAAGCUCGUGUUUCAAAGUAGCGUGUGAAACAUUCACAAGAGACUUCUUCAAUGCAAUUUCAGAGCAAGAACUGAGAGAGUCAGAGAUAGACUUGAUAAGAGAACAGAGAGAGAUGGAGAUAGCUAAGGAGGAAAUGUCUUCUUCCGUCGAUAGCAAUAAAUUAUACGUAGUCAAUACUUUACAGGUGUUCAAGAAGGGCGAUGCUAAAGAGUCCAAAUCCCAAUUCUUCAUACCGAUUAUGGAUAACGAUGUCAAAGAAAAGUUUGGGAACUUGCAAAUAUCGGAAGAGGAAUCUGAUAUUACGAUACCAGAAUUGUCUAAAUUGUAUCAAGUGUCCUUGAUGACGUUAGACAAGUCGUUGGCCGAUGUUCUUAAACUUUUCCCAAAACAAAAUCGACCAUUGAGCCAAUCGGAAAACUUUAGUUUGAAUGUCGAACAAACUAUAGACAGAUACACGAGGCGAUGUCACCAAGUUUUCCAAGAUAAAUUAUUCUAUCAGGAAUUUAUAACUAUACAUACUGUAUUGACAGGAUUUUUGAAAUCUGCUGACGCGAUUUUGACUCUUAUAGACGAAACUGACUGUGAUUUAGUAGAAAAAUGCGUUGAUAAUAUAAUUCCAAAUUCACUAUCUAGAAAUAUAGCUGUGUUUUCCGUUGUAUCGCUACAAUAUAUGUCUUUCUUGAUAAAGAAUAAGAAAAUAGUUGAGGCUCCGAUAAACGCUGAUGUUUCAUUCCGUGUGACGAACGUAUCCAAGGAUAAUGUAAGCGUGGAUCACGUUAUAUUGGUCACUCUAGAGAAUGUAUCAAAAGCUCUGACUUUUAAAGAAAUUUGGUCCGAGUUGAACACCGAGAACAAUUCUAACAGGAAUCAAUCGGCGAUCAGUUGCCUGUAUGCGAUCGUUAAAUAUUUAGUUAAGGACAAAAAACCAUUGAUUCUAAAAUCAUAUAUGAAAUUUCAAGACGAAGGUCCACAACCCGAUAUAAUAAUCACAGGUAAUAAGCUGGCAACAUUGAUUGAAUAUUGGGAAGAGAAUUUGUAUACAAAAACAAAUAAAGGUAUAUUAGGGACGAGAUAUAAAAUGGCGAUCGAGAGUCUCCUUAUAAGCUUGUCAAGGCUGGAGUUGGUUACUAAUAUAGCUCUUAUACCACCAAUAGCGUGGUCAGACGUUGAGGUGAGGACGAAGAAGGAACAUCUUGAAAAGAUAGAUAUACCGUUGCAGCCCUUACAGGACAUGGAUAUUUUGGAAGCGUUUUUGUUUAGGGUGAACCUGGUGGGCUGGGCCACGAAGAAGCAGUUCGAGGAGGUGUGGGUGGCGCUGCUGGGCGCGCUGCAGGGGAACGGCCCGCACUGGGCCGUCAGCGGCCUCGGACAGCUGCUGCUGGGCGCCGCGCGCGCGCGCAGCCGCCUGCCGCACGUGCCGCGCCGACACCUGCCGCUGUCGCCCGGAAUGCAACGGCUACGAAACAUUCUCAUCGGUACAUCAGCGUACUGUAUAUUCGAAGAUGUGAACCUCGAACGAAUACCGCUGAUGAAGGACGGUGUCUGUGAAUUUCACUAUGGGCAAUUUAGUACGGAUUAUUUGAAAUACGCUGCAGAUAUGACGGACGACGUAUCGUACAAGGUUCGCAGAGAAGUUAAGCGUAUGAGGAAGAACACGGGAAUCGAUGUGAACAGCUGCCUCCAGCUGUUGAUGGACGUCGCCACUGAUAUGCUGGAUCCGAAGGCGGCGACGGGCGUGGCGGCGCGCGUGGCGCUGACGAAGAGCCUGUGCGGCGCGGCGGCGCUGCUGUCGGGCGGCGCGCAGUGGGCGCGGCUGGGCGCGCUGCUGGACGCGCCGGCGCACUGGCCCGCCGCCGCCGCCGCCGCGCUGCACGCGCUCGCGCAGGCGCUGCCCGUGCUGCACGACCUGCGCCAGCGCCGGGAGUCGUCGUCGGCGCACGAGAAGCUGCUGCGCUCGCUGGGCGCGUCGCACGCGGCGCUGCGGCAGGCGGCGCUGCGCGGCUGGCUGCUGCAGCUGGGCGCCGCGCCGCCCGCCGCCUGCGUGGCCGCGCUGCGCCGCGCCGCCUGCGCGCACCUCGCCGCCGACGACAGAAUAUCUCUCCAUGAAAAAAGUCUAUAUUGGGCGGUGCUGUUCUCUUUGGUGGAAAUCGGACAUCCGGAGCUGAUGAAUAUACCAGUUGACUUCGUACUGUCAAAUCCGAGACAUUAUUGUGCCGAUUUAGUUGUUAAAGGUAUCACGUCAAUACUUCGUCAACAAGUGCUGCCUAAAGACUUGAAGAAUAAUAUAAUAGAAAAAUUAUUAGAGAACAUGAACAAAUGUUCAGAAAAUCAUGCGGUACAAAUCGUAAUGGUGCAUUUGUUUUCAGCAGACAGCAAGCUCUUAAGUCCAAAGCUCGAACCGCAUGUCUCGAACAUGGAUCCAGACAUUCUAAUGAACUCGAUGGAGCGAAUAACAUUACUCUAUAAAGUGUUAAGGCAGUGCAAGCGUAGAGAAAAUAAACAAAUCAUAUCGUCAGCGUUGAAGUACUUCCUGAGGGAGACUCUACCGCCCGCGGCGACUCUGAGCAGAGUCGUGAUAGAGUACUUGGAGUGCUGCAAGGAGACCGAGAGGAAAUGUAUGGGGAUGAUGACCGAUAGGGACAGGUGGAUCGAGUGUUCCGUGCUUAAUUCGGAAGUCGUUUUCGAGGUAUUCGAGACAUCAGUUGCCCAAGACCAGCUACCGGUGCUAAGCGGAUGGAUCUUCGAAGCGCUUUGUCACUUGCUAACUGGAAAAAUAUCACCUAAACUAUUGCCAUAUUGCCUUCUAACGUUACUAGUUUCGGCCGGUUCGAACCAGUUUAUAAGAUCAACGAGUGCCCUGUCAUCAUACAUACUUCGAUCUGGUUUCUAUAAAUCACCGGAUAGUGUCCAAAAUUGGGGUAUUUUUGAGGAUUUCGUCGUGCAUAGAGCGAAGAUGUCGUUUUCGGAUCGCAGACUUCUUUGUAUAGUUGCGUUACAUUCGAAUUUUAAUGCGAACCAAUUGGAACGUUUGAAAGAGCUGUGUGAAGGGAACGAAUGUCUGAACGAUUUAUUAGAAUGUUUGAUGGCAACUAAUUGAAUUAAUCAAGUCGAUCAAAGUGAUAUAGAUUUAACUUUUUUAAAACUCAUUGAAAGAUAUUUUAAGAAUGAGGAUAUUAUUGGUUCUAAUUCUUGAUUUUAAUUACAAUAUAAAAUUAUAUAAGCGAUAGAAUAUGUUGAAGCAAAUAACAUAUAAUGACAUCAUACAUCAAGAAUUAAUAAACCUUCCAAGAUUCCAAAGUCAUAGAUUCGUUGGUCUAUUUGUGAUUAAGCAUAGAUAUAUAUAUAUAAUAAAUAUAUGUUAAAAAUUAAAAAAAUAUUGUGAGUGACAAGUUACUCACGAGAAUUGAUAUGUUAAUAACAAAUCUUACGAUGACGUCAUCUGACGCUCGAAAUCUUACGCUUCAUCGUUUGACGCUCGAAGUCUCAGUUAGCUACAGUGUAUCGAGCGUUAAGAUGUUUACACAUCAAAUAUGUAAGCGGUUAAAUAACUUAUUUAUUGUGAAACGUGUGCUUUUAACUUAAGCAUUAAGUAUAAUGUAUUCUUAUAAAAUAUUAUACACGUAAUUUAUUUCCAAUUUUCAAAAAUUUUCGUAAACAUUUAUCGUAUAAGUUUUCGUCUAAUUAAUUGCUACGUAUUUAUAUAUUUUAAUAUUAAUCACAUUUCUUUAAUUCGAUUAUAGUAAUAUAUACACGACGUGUAAUGCUAUUGCUUCAUCUACGCUAAUGUCAUAAUCUUCACAUAAGGAAAUGCCUAUCUAAUUAGUCAAUUUCUACAUUUAGUAGUGGAUUACCUCCUUAAAAUAGACCUCCGUUUCGGUGCUGAUAAUGAAACCGCGUCAAAGCUUCCAGCCUCCACUUUCUGCCAUUCUUUUUUCUCUUUCUGACGUUUCUUGUCAACGCUAGUCAGUCAUGUGGCCUAAUAAUAAUAAUAGGAAGAUGGACGAGCAUAUGGGCCACCUGAUGGUAAGUGGUCACCAAACGCCCUUAGACAUUGGCAUUGUAAGAAAUGUCAACCAUCGCUUACAUAUCCAAUGCGCCACCAACCUUGGGAACUAAGAUUUUAUGUCCCUUGUGCCUGUUAUUACACUGGCUCACUCACCCUUCAAACCGGAACACAACAAUAUCGAGUACUGCUGUUUUGCGGUAGAAUAUCUGAUGAGUGGGUGGUACCUACCCAGACGAGCUUGCACAAAGCCCUACCACCAGUAAAGUAUAUAUGUAUAUAAAAGAAUUUGGGAUUAAUUGAUUUUACUUUUAUAAGGUUUUCAGAAAUUAUAUUGAACGUACUUUAUUUCAAUGUUAUGAAGAGUAAAUAUAAACAAAAUUUAAAUUUUGAUAUUCUACGUAAUUUGAUAAUAGCUCUGCAAUAUUAUGCAUUACAAAGAGUUAUUAAGUAAUUGAUUAAAUUUUUUUAAUACACCCCUUCAUUACAUCACUUCACUUAUGUACACUUUAAUGUUUCUUUCAAAGUUCCGAUAACAAUAUCGUCUACAUAAGUAAGUAACAACCUGUAAAUGCCCCACUGCUAGGCUAAGGUCUCAUCUCUCUUUUGUCGUCUACAUACAAAACUAUAUUUUCUCCAAGUACCGAAUACCAUUUAGAUCGCGACCAAUAAUGUUAUGUCAAGAUCAUUUAUCUUAAUUUUUUUCUUGCCAUUGGAAUCAACUACAGUUCGUAUGUAAUAAUAUGGAAUAAGCUCCAAACCUUCUCCUCAAAAGGGAGAGGAGGCCUUAGCCCAGCAGUGGGACAUUAGCUGUUACUGUAGUAUUUAAUGAACACGCUAAAUCCCUUUAACGAAAAAUCCAUGUAUGAGUGAAAGGUGCAGCUAAUUAUUGUCGAAUGUUUAAUAUCGUUAUUAAUGUUAAAGCUCAUUAUAAUAAUAAUAAUAAUAUCCUGGGACAUUUUUCACACACGGCCAUCUGAUCCCAAAUUAAGCUUGUACAAAGCUUGUGCUAUGGAAACCAGACAACUGAUAUACUACAUAUACUACUUUUUUUUUGUAAAUACAUACUUAUAUAGAUAAUUACACCCAGACUCAGGACAAACAUUCAUGUUCAUGCACACAAAUGUCUGUCCUGGGUGGGAAUCGAACCCACAACCUUCGGCGUGAAAGGCAAGUGUUCUACCAACCACGCCAACCGACUAACAUUAGUAUGAAUAGCACAAAAAAUGUUUUAUAUGUUUUUUUUAAUAUUAAUUUUUCUUUAAAGAACAAAUCUUCGUUAUUUUUUACGUAGUUUUGGUGUAUCUCUAUUAUUUCGAUUCAGUUAUUUUUUUUAUUCGCCUGAACUUUUUUAUUUAGUGAGACGUCGCGUCACCUCGUUUCUCUUUCUAUCAUAUGUAGUCUAUAAAAUUGACAGUAGUCGCAGAGGUGCACUGCUGGGUGGACGUGUCUUUAUUUGCUCCGUAAAGCUAUAUAAAAUAUUUGAAAAAUGUGCAACAAACAACAAUUUUUUUUAUAACUGUAGAAAUAUUUGUGACUCGAGUUAAAUUUUGGAUAAACUAAUAUUCCUUGUACAUAUUUAUUUAUCUAUAUCAUAUUUAAGCCACGCCCAACAUCAUUGUUGGGUGUGGCUUAAAUAUCGAAAUUUCGAAGUUCAAUGGUGCUGUCAGCGUUUAAAAAGUUGACUAAUCUGCUAAGUUGCAUUAUUAACUCAAUAAAUACUCGUUAACGCAGAUGGAGUAGUAGCAUUAUAGAUAAUAGCAAUACUUAUUACUAAAUUAUAUAUAAACACAGAUUAAAUAAGGUUCAAAUAAUAGAAACGAAUAUUUUUCAAUAAUAUUUUAUAAAUGUAGUACAAAAUGAUUGUAAUCUUGGAGGCCUUUGCCGUUGUUAGUACUGUAGAAAUAUUAGUAGUUCAAUAUGGAGGAUCGUCGUAGUCGAAAAUUUAGUCUAUUAAAUGAAUGUAGUAUGUGGAUUUUUAAUAUUUAUGUAAAUUAAGUAUAAGUAUAAGACAUAGAGUCCAAGUCUAUAAUUUAUGAUACCAAUAUGGGAUUAAAAGUUGGGCAGCUUCUAUAGGAAGUUUUUAAGUCAUAUUAUAUUAGUAUUUUUAAGAUGUGACAGCCGAGCCGGACAGCCGAGAUGGCCCAGUGGUUAUAGAACGCGGGAAUCUUAACCGAUGAUCCUGGGUUCAAACCCGGGCAAGCACCACUGAUUUUCAUGUGUUUAAUUUGUGUUUAUAAUUCAUCUCGCGCUUGUCGGCGAAGGAAAACAUCGUGAGGAAACCUGCAUGUGUCUAAUUUCACUGAAAUUCUGCGACAUGUGUAUUUCACCAAUCCGCAUUGGAGCAGCAUGGCGGAAUAAGCUCCAAAACCUUCUCCUCAAAAAGGAGAGGAGGCUUUAGCCCAGCAGUGGGACAUUCACGGGCUGUUACUGUACUGUAAGAUGUUGACUUUUUGCACUUUAGAUAAAUGUUUGUUGGUUCAUGCUAUUUUCGGCUAGUUUUAACAUAAGUUUCAUAUUUAUUAACAGGAUAAAUAAAUAAAAAAAAACUAAUAAUACUAUUGAGCAUUGUAUUCAUACAUUAAUUACUCGCUAAUGUAACCAAAGGUAACUCAAAUGUGACCAAAUAAAUUUCGAAACACAUUUUUAAGCUUUUUGCUUCAAAUAUAUAUCUUAAACUUUUUUUUCCAUUCCUUGCUUAUGGUUAAGUGUUACAAAAACAUUGUAUUUUUAAAUGUCAUAAGUGACUUGGCUGUUUAUAUUAGGACGUAAGUGAUCAGAAAUGUAUUUCAUUUAAAACAAAAUUCGUAGAGCUCCUUUUCUCAAUUUUAAAGAAAGUCUUAUUUAUAACAAUAUUUAAAAUAAAAAUCAGAUAAAAAAAUUGCAAUUCAAUUCUGGAUCAUAAAUAUAUUUGUAUCUUUAGGAAACAUUUGUUUCCUUUAUAAGUAAUUCUAAAAGGUGUGGGAUAGGAGACGUCGACCCAGUGGCUUAUUGUUUUGGUAGUGGAUUGCUAGAGUCAUUCUUGGUGUUGUGUGUUGCCAGUACGGUAUAAGAUAUAAUACUGGUAUUGUCCAGACACCUUAUUUAACUUUUAGCUUAACGCUUCGCGGUAGAAAGUAAAUAAAAAAAUAAAAAAUUAAGAAAAUUAUCGGUAAAUUUCUAAAUGAAUGCGAAACGCUUUACCAACUUUUUAGAGGUUGUGAUAUUUUUUUCUACUAUUUGAGAUGUUGGAAGAUUUGAUAAAAUAUGAAGUCAAUAUGUUUUAUUAUCUAUUAUAAAAUUAAUAUAUUUUUUUUUGUAAUUUAUUACAUACAGUAUAAUUUAUAUGUUUUAUCAAUGAUUAUAAUUUUAGUUUUAUAUAAAAUCAACCCAUGAUUGGCGCUUAAAUUAUUAACCACCAAAAACAUACAUUGGUGAUGUAAGAAAUAUUAAUCAUUAUUUGUACGGAAUUCCAAUGUGCCACCAACCAUGGAAACUAAGAUGUUACAUCCCCGAUUUCCGUGGUGGCACUGGCUCACUCACCCUACAAAUCGGACAACGAUAAUAAGUAUUGCGGUUUUGGGGUAGACUAUCAGAUGAGUGGGUAGUACCUACACAGACGAGCUUGCACAAAAUCAAAUCAAAUAUUUAUUCAAGUAAGCUAUACAAUGAAACGUUUUUGAAUUGUCUAUUUCAACUCUACCGCUGUUUCGAAAAGCAGUCUCUAUAGAGAUGUACCUGUAAGAAUCUCGCGUAGUUGCAAAGCUAAUAUAAAGUUAUUGGGUUUUUCUAUCAGAAAAUUCUCAGUAGCAGCCCGAAGUCUGGAAGUUGGAAGUGUGUACAUCUCCGUGCCUCGGAAAGCACGUAAAUCCGUUGGUCCUGCGCCUAAACUCUUUCCGAUCGUGUCGGAUUGCCGUCCCAUCGGAUUAUGAGAGUUAUGGAAUAGAGAAGUGCACCUGUGUAGCUGCGUGUACCUGCGUAGUUGGCUAAUCUCUCUUGAGAUUGACCGCCGUGGCCGAAAUCGGUCUGGAGGACAUUAUUAUGUCUUAUAUACUCGAUAAGUUAUGAGAACAGGAUAAUAUAUUGAAACAGAAUUUGUGAAAUUUAUCAAUGAGUCAACCCAUAUGAUCAAAGUGGUUACAUUCGCUGCCAACUAUCUGCAAAUCUUAAUGAUUGCAAGUCAUGGAUUAGCAUAAAUAAUUUUUUAAACAUUUUUAAUGCUAUAUGUAUAUUGCUUUUUAUAUACAAACUGUAAUAUAUAUACAAUAAAGUUAUUGUAUAAUUUAUUAACAAGAUUAGUUUCAUAGUGAUCUCUCAUUUAAUGGAUUAUAAUUAAAAUAGAUUAGCGUUUUUAGUAGCGAUUUUGAACUUUAAUAAUAUAAAAAUAGAUUUAGUUUUUGAUUGUCAAUAGUAUAAUGAGUAACGAUAAUUCAGAACAAUACCCGUCGUGGAUUUUUAAUCUGUUAAUUAUAAAAUUCACCAAAAAAAUAUAUAUAUUUUAAAAAAAUAUCGGCUGAACGUUGAAUUUAUACAAUAUCUUGGGGUAGCUUAAUUUUUUAUUAAGGUACAUAUUUCGCUACAGAUGUUAAACUGUCAUAAAUAGAUGUCGCAUUAAAAAAAUAAAUAAUCCGGCAACUUGUCAAGAAUAACAAUUUCGUUGAUGUAAUCAUUUUAUUGGUGUUUUUCUAUGAUUUUAAAUUUAAGUAAUUUUAUAAAUUUCAAUAAUAUUCAAUAUAUAAAUGAUAUCAAAUAAAUAGAGUUAAAAUAACGGUAAGGGUAAAUGGAUGUUUUUGUGUGUAUGGCUCGUAGUCAAAAAAAGUGAAGGUGCAUAUUUUUCUCUACAUAAUUUUCACGUGAAAAGUUGUAUAUUUUUUUGUGGAAUCAAAUACAAUACAUAUAU